Molecule: messenger RNA, 2670 nt
Organism: Manduca sexta (tobacco hornworm)
Lineage: Eukaryota; Metazoa; Arthropoda; Insecta; Lepidoptera; Sphingidae
Gene: Grip71
Exons: 3
Coding region: 227-1882 (551 amino acids)
Biological process (GO): microtubule nucleation; mitotic cell cycle
Cellular component (GO): ciliary basal body; pericentriolar material; centriole
Molecular function (GO): gamma-tubulin binding
Source: RefSeq, a predicted model, not a curated record
ACAUUCGGAACGUACAAAUUACGUUAGUGAUGUCAUCGCGCGCUUUUUUACUUUCAACUCAAAAUUAAAUUCGCUUUGUUUUCAUAUUUUGUUCUUCAGAGUAUCUAACUGACAUCUCCCACAGCUCUGAUUUCUUAAUUAGAAACGAGUAUUGAGUGAAAUAUUUCAAUUCAAUUUAAUUUUUAGAAUGUUCCUCGAGUGAAAUGAUAAAAUUACAAUAAAGCUAAUGUGCCCACAUUGCUCACAUAAACAACUGUCAAUGUCCGCUGGAACUGCGACAAUGUAUUUCACAUCUGCAAGCUCCCGUUUGCUGUUCUACGAUAGUGUUAGUUGGGAUUUGAAGAAAUCAUACGGCUGCUACGAAGGGAUUCUCCGUGAUGUAUCAUGGAGUGACGACAGUAAAUACUUGCUGCAGGUCAAUUCUAAAGGUGUUGUUGAAGUACUGAGUGCAGCGGAUCAUGAAGUCCGUAGUUUACAACACAUUCCACUUAAAGAUUCCUGGUCAGCUACCUUCCACCGAGAUGGGCACCGUAACAUAGCCAUUGGUACUAAGAGUGGCAAUGUCAUGAUAUGGGACACAAAAAAUAAAAGCAUAGUGAAGACAUUCCCUACACCCUCACAACAGUCAACAGUUAAUUAUGUCAGCUAUAAUGCGAACAAUACAAGGUUGGCUGCUUCAAUGCAAAAUGGAGAUACUGUCAUAUAUGGAUUAGUGUCCAACAUUCCUGUGCUAACUAUUCGUUUAUCAUGUUCAAAAAGUAUUUCUGCAAUGAAGUUUCAUCAGGAGUCGAGACCGCUGCUUGGCUUGGCCACGGAUGAAGGUCAUAUUGUGCUUCGGGAUAUAACAACUAAUAAAGACAAGGUGUUCUUUGAAAAUGUCCAUGCAUCACCUGUCAGUGAUAUAGCAUUCUCCCUUAUAAACAGGGAUGUAAUGCUCUCCUGUGGGUAUGACAAAAUAAUGCAUGUCUACGAUGUAAGAUUGCAGAAUGUUGUUUCAACAAUAAGAACAUCGUACACAUUAACAUCUCUAGCAAUUAACACAGACAAUCAAGUGGGACUCGGUACUAGAAAUGGUAUUGUUUUAAUAUAUGAUUUGAGAGAUCUGACAAUACCAUUUAAAGUUUUGAAAGGCCAUGAAGAUGAGGUGCGUAGAGUAGCCUUCCAACCUUUGAGGAGGAAACUACUGUCUACAGAUAUCAGCCUUCGUGAAGAUAUUGAGAACAAUAUUUCGCCCACUAAACUUAGUUCCCCUAUCAGGACAAGAACAUCAGAUAUGUUUUUCAUAACUGACACACCACCUAAAACAAACUUGGAAGUGUCUAACCAAGGUGAUACCAAAGCGGACUCAUUUCUCGUCAUGUUGGGCCUGGAUAAAUCUAACAAUGAUUUUGAUGAAGAUGGAAACAAAUCUGAAUUCGAGAGGAAAAGUGAUAGACAUGAAGCGAGGUAUCGUCAGCUGGAUGCGGAGAAGAAUAUUAGCAAAGUGUCAACACCCCUUACUAGUCGAGGCACUGAUAAUUUCGGGUUUCCUUCUCCAAUAAUAAAUGGGAUUCCAGAUGAUGGGAGAGGAUCGAACAUUAACUUAUCCAAUAUAAAACAGUCAAAUUCGAAUCAGUGCACAAUUGGAAUGGAGAAUAAGUCAGUAGAAGAACUCAAGGAUUUCAUGAAACUUACAUUAGCUGAUGUGGCCGAUAGUAACAGAAACUAUUUUCUGCACAUCAUGAUGGCUUUAACUAAACAGAAAUUAUUUCUAGAGAAACAGCUAUCUGAGAUGAAUGAGCAGAUUCAGCAUUUGUUGCAUAAUCAAGAGGCUUUAAUUGAAACGAAUAGAAAACUAGCAUUGGAAAUUGAGCAGUUGAAAGCAAGGCAAAAUCUCUUUUAAAUUGGUAAAAAAUUGUUAUUCGUAUGACUAUCAAUGGAGCUCUUAAAUAAAUGGCAAGCAUGAGUGUAAUUUGUAGGGAUAGCAAAUGCAAUGUAUACUCAGUAGUAAAAAAAAUAAUGUAUACCAAGCAUUUUCAUACCAUAUUCAUAAAGAAUUCAGCAUUCAUUGUUAUAGGAUAUUUUUUAAAGAGACUAUAAACUGUCUGAUCAUACUAUAAAUAAAUAUUUGCCAAAGUGAGAGGUGCAGAAUUUUAUAUUAUGUGCAGAAAUACUUGCCUGUGUUCAAGAAAAAUGUAUGUUUUAACUAUGAAAUUUCAAUUCUAUGUUCCAAUUUCUAUAAAUCAAUUAGUGCCAUAAUAGCUAGAAUGUCCUACAGCAAAACUGAUUCAAUGUUUUUAAUUUUUUUAUAAUUAUCACUGUUUAUAUCAGUACUAAAAUUAUUGCUUUUUAUGUCAUAAAAACUGUGUUGGGGCUCGAUUAUUAAUGUUAUGUUUAAAUUAUUGAUCAAUAUUUUUAAUAUAUAUAAAUAUUAUUAUACUGAUAUGUAAUUUAUUGUUAAAAAUGAUGGCAAAAAUUUAUCGACGAAAAAGCAUCGUAUAUUUUACUUUUUACCAAUCAAAUACAUGAAUUAAUAAUUGUGUGGAAAUUGAAGGCGUCGUAUAGAAUGCGUUUCAUGUUAAGCAGGGUGAACAGUUUGACGACGAAAUAUAGCACAUUUGAGUGUAUUGGAUAUUCAACAUGAAAAUAUUUUGGGUCUUUAAGAGAAGUACUAGCAGUAGCGUCGCUUGA